CAGUUAUCUAAUCAAUGAAAUAGUUGAUAGAAAAAUUGAAUUUAUUACGACAUACAAUAUUAUAAUAACAGUGAGUAGGAAUGGAGAUUGUGGACGAGUUUUGUGAUUUGUUGCAGUCACAUGCUAAUCGAGAUAAGGUAGUAGCCCUAACAAGCUACCUCCUCAAGUUAUGGGGCUCCACUUCGAAUCGUCAGGAAUUAUUGACUGCCAGCACACACCUUGCUGCUACUAGAGCGACCUUGCGGCUUUUUGACGAUGCAGCCGCUCUAAAAGUUCUUUACACAUAUGGACUAGGGAAACACGAGGGUCCAUGGUGGGGUGCUUUAGGCGUCACCAACAGCGUGAUCACACUCACUUUCCUCCAGGCUGAGAAACUGCAAUGGCUCAUGGACACGGGUGUGCUAAAAGUCAAUGACGACGUCGCCUACAAGAUUCGGACUGCGCACAAGGUGAUCUGGUGUUUGAACGUGUUUGUAGGUUUUAUACGAUCAAUUCGCACCGUUCAUCUCUCAGCACAGCAAUUAAAGGAAAAAACCACUAAAUGCGCACCAGCUCGCUUCACGCAAGCAUCCCUUACCAGCACAAAGUAUUUCCUGGACAUCAUACACCUGGUCAACUGGCUUCCCAAGGGCUGGCUCUGGGGCAGCUCUAUAAAGACCACGCAUGCUGCUGCAGUAGCUACUGCAUCAGGGGUUCUGGGUUUGAUUAUGCAUUAUCAUGGGAAACGGUUACUUCCAAAGUAAUCUGGAGAUUUUAAGCCAACCUUUAAACUUACUUCAGUAGUAGAAAUCCAUUUACAGAUUUUGACGUAUUUAUUCAAUGUAAUUUAAAAUAAAUAUAGUCAAAAUCUGUUAUAACAUCGAAAGGACUAAUCAUAUUUGGUCGUAAAACCCUAUUAAGAGCCGAUGACGUGUUAUUAAGAACCUAAUUAACCUAAGAUUUUGGUCAAUAUAACCGGUGUGUUCUAAACGAUGUCGUCGUAAACGAUUUUGAGUGUACAUAUUAUAUAUAGACCUUCUAUCAAGGAUGAAGAUUUAUCUUAUGUUAUUGAGACACCAUAAGGCUCUUCUAUUCCAAUUCAAUUUCCCGUUUUAAUUAUUAAAUUAUAUUUUAGAUAUUUAUUUAUCGCUAGGUUUAAGAAAUCUUAUGAAUAAUUGU
This is a messenger RNA of Pieris rapae (cabbage white), 1158 nucleotides long. Its product is annotated as peroxisomal membrane protein 11C. The transcript is spliced from 4 exons. Gene Ontology annotation, biological process: peroxisome fission. Bases 81 to 743 code for a protein of 220 amino acids. Gene Ontology annotation, cellular component: peroxisomal membrane. The record is from RefSeq and is a predicted model, not a curated record. NCBI's taxonomy places the organism in Eukaryota, Metazoa, Arthropoda, Insecta, Lepidoptera, Pieridae.